Knipowitschia caucasica is the source of this 1014-nucleotide messenger RNA. The record is from the annotation of a GenBank genome assembly. NCBI's taxonomy places the organism in Eukaryota, Metazoa, Chordata, Actinopteri, Gobiiformes, Gobiidae.
AUGAGGUUGCUGGUUGAUGGAUCUGCAGCUGGCCCGGAGAUGACAGACAGCGUCAGGGCUUUCCUCCGCUAUGUUGCGACGGGGAUCAAGGACUCCAUUCUGGGGAUUGGCACCAUCUCCAAGCUGGAUUCCCGAAUUCAGCAGAAAAGAGAAGAGCAGCGGAGGAGAAGGGCCAGUGGGGCAUUGGCACAACGGCGGGCUCAGAGUGAAGAGCGGAAACCUGAAAAUGAACCAAAAGUGGCUAGCAGAAUCUUACAGUGUUGUGCCUGGAACGGGGGAGUGUUCUGGCUCAGUCUGUUUCUCUUCUAUCGGGUGUUCAUCCCACUGCUGCAAACACUCACUGCAAAAAUCAUCGGAGACCCGUCCCUCCAUGGCAGUGUGUGGUCCUGGUUGGAGUUCACCCUCACGUCGGUAUUCAGUGCUCUUUGGGUCCUCCCCCUGUUUGUCCUCAGCAAGAUCGUCAAUGCCAUUUGGUUCCAGGAUAUAGCUGAUCUGGCCUUCGAGGUGUCUGGCUGUAAAGCUCAGCCUUUUCCCAGUGCACUGUUUCUUAUUCAGGGUAUGAUCGUUAGUCUCUUUCCCAUUGAUGCCAUUGGACAAGUAGUCAGUCUGCUGCACAUGUCUCUGCUGUACUCCCUCUACUGCUUUGAGUAUCGCUGGUUCAAUCACGGAGUUGAAAUGCAUCAGCGUCUUUCCAAUAUUGAAAGAAACUGGCCUUACUACUUUGGUUUUGGUUUGCCCAUGGCUCUGCUGACGGCGCUCCCCUCUUCGUACAUUAUAAGUGGCUGCUUGUUCUCCAUUCUGUUCCCCUUGUUCAUCAUCAGCGCAAAUGAAGCCAAGACUCCAACACAACUAUACCACUUCCAGCUGCGUCUCUUCUCCCUUGUUGUGUUGAUCAGCAACAAGCUCUUUCACAAAACGGUUCAUCUGCAAUCGUCCAUGACAUCGUCUGCCUCCUCAGAACGACUGACGCCCCACACAUCCCCGUCCCGCCCCCGCCUCCUGCCCCCCCAGUGA